ACGAGGAAGAGGACAGCUGCACUCAGCCUGCAGCCGCCCCUCACCCACCCCCGCACUCUCAAGGAAGCCCCCGCCCUCGCCUGCCGCGGCCUGCUGCGGACACUCACCUGCGCCCUACGCUCUGCUGAGAAGACGGAAAGUCGUGGAGGAGUGGAGGCCAUGAUGUGGGAAGUUUACGGCGCGGAAGACUUAGCAAGGCACAGCAAGGCAAGGCAGCGAGGAGCGUUCGACGAAAGUGAAGCGCCGAGUCUUGUAGGGACAGAUGGCGCUGUGCCGCGGGUCUGGCUGGCCACGUGCAGAUGACGCAACUGUUUGGUGUGGAGUGGACGGGCAGACGGACAGACCAGCCACGUGUUUGGUGCGAUGAACGUUUAUUUUGUCGGUGUUCUGAUGGUGAACGUUCAGGAUUGCGCAGCAGAUGUCGCCCUCUUGAUCGCUCCUCCUCCUCCUCCUCCUCCUCCUCCCUCCUCCUCCUCCGAGAUUACCUUCUGCAGGACCUUCACCGUCGGCACCCUUAAGAAAGCAUCAUGUGGCAGCGACUGGAAAAGCUCUACAGCAAACGUGGCCGGAAACGAGGCUGCUUGUUGGAGGAGGUGGAACGCCAGCUGGUGGUUGCCCGCUGCCGUGGCCUCGCCUCUCCCUCGCUCAUAUCUCGCCACCGUUAUUGUCAUCCUACCUGUGUACCCCUGUGUCGCCUGUCCCAAAUGCAGGCGUCAGUGAACCAGCGGCGUCCUUUUCCUCAGUGCGCCUCUAAACAUUGUGGGAAAAGCGUACGUUGCAUCACCGUGCGUUCCAAACCUCUGCACUGCGUCGCAGACAAGGAUACACCCGUGGACAUCUUGGGAGGAGUCUGGGGACGUGGAUGUGGCAAUAACACUCGGAAAGACGACGAGAUGCGAAAGAUAAUUCGAGUAUCGGUUCCUACCAAUCCACGCACGCCAGUAUCUGUCCGACACGUGCAUUCAGAGAGAGAGGCACAUGGCGGCAGGAGAGAGAGUAGGUUGCGCGGGGGAAUGGCAAGAAGAGGACUGCUAUUCGACAAUGAUCCGAUGUGGGGACAGCCGUGGGAUUCCGUAGAGGCUUGUAACACCCCUGGAAGUACCGCAUCCCGCCGUAACACUUCGCCAAAAACCCCAACAAAAUCCCCAGCCAACACCCCAAUUAUCCUCCGCACACCCACUAACACACUAGUCAUUCUCAGCUCUCCUACCACCACCCCAAGCAAGCCAUACACCCCCACCAAGACCCGAGCCACCAAUAGCAGCCCAAAAAAUUCCCCGAUCAGUCCGUCAUUCAAGACGUUCAUACAGCAGGAGAUGGCAACCUUGCGGAACACCUCACCUCUUCAGGCCGUUUUAUCCAUGGGUUCCUUCUGGUCACCCCAUGCCUCCCGCGCCGCCCUGGACAGCUCCCCUGGAUUCCCAAAAGUCAGCUUGACGUCCACCACCUCCGCGGUAUCUCCGUGGAAGGGGGCGGGACCUGUUCCGUUCAGUCCCUCCCUGUUUAUCGUGCAGGCGGCGCUGCUGGCUGACGGGUCGCUGCGGACUGAUGGCUAUCGCUCACUUCACUGUUAUCGAGCCUCAAGUUCGCAUUGGGUCGCUGUACCUCACUACACUUCCAUAGAGCUCUGUCCUCUUCCUCAUCUUCAGCCUCCACUCAACCCUCUCUCUGUGAUCUUUGCAUUCCUCUCAUAUCUCCCUCGGCCUGCCUCCUCUUCCGUGCACUUCAUGUCUACAAAAUAUAAAUCGCUGUUCAGUCCAAAUAACAUGUUCAUCCUGUCUCUGCUGAUGACUGACUGACUGUCCACUGGCGGGUGAGAGAGAAGUGUUUGCGAUGAGUAGUCUGCAAAUGAGGAGAGUGAAGUGUCUAACCCACUCGCGAUCAGACAGACCGACGGACAGGAUAUAAAACUCAGUAGAGAUAUGAUAAUGUUGUUGUUUAAGCCAUUACAGGUGCAUAUCGAGCAAAACUUAGAUUUUUAAUGUUUUGUGUGAAAAUGUAUAAGCACUCAACAUUUUUCCCGGUAUUAUUAUUAUUAUUAUUAUUAUUAUUAUUAUUAUUAUUAUUAUUAUUAUUAUUUGAUUCAUUAUUUCAUUAUUAUGGUUAUCAUCGUCACUAUUUUUUUUAUUAAAAUACAUAUUAAACGUAUUCAUUUUUUUCAGAGAGAGAGAGAGAGAGAGAGAGAGAGAGAGAGAGACUUAAUAGCUAAAGCAAAGAUAUCAUUGCACAAUCACAACUUUUCUGACAGACCUUCAAACUCUUAUCUCUUCACGGAACUACUACACUUUAAAACGCCCACACACACACUCUCUCUCUCUCUCUCUCUCUCUCUCUCUCUCUCUCUCUCUCUCUCUCUCUCUCUCUCUCUCUCUCUCUCUCUGUGAAUUACACACCUAUUAAUUUCCUUAUUUUUACUGUGGUUGUAUUCAUUCAUUUAUAUUUGUUUUAUAUAUUUAUCUACUCA
Messenger RNA from Scylla paramamosain (green mud crab), 2464 nucleotides. RefSeq lists its product as uncharacterized. The record is from RefSeq and is a predicted model, not a curated record. Bases 528 to 1799 code for a protein of 423 amino acids. The transcript is spliced from 5 exons. Lineage: Eukaryota; Metazoa; Arthropoda; Malacostraca; Decapoda; Portunidae.